AAGUCAAAUAUGACAGACAUUCACCUCAGGGAUAUUGUCCCGCUAGCCUGCCUCAUUCCAUAGUUUGUGAAUAUUAUAUGUUUACUAUCAUUCUGCAUACAUGUGAAUCAGAGGAAUGAUAUUGACGUUCCCUGUAAUACCUUCGCGGCUUUUCUCACACGGUUCAUCGUUAUGUAUAGGGACACCGCUUAUUAGAUCUACUACACGACAGUUCGGCACAUUCAUGCGACAUACAAAAUACAGAAAUCCAACUGGUAAAAAUAGGAAGAAGUCAUUUACUAAUUAUUAUUAGUGUACAUGUCUCAGAUGGACAGAUCGAGAAAAAAAACAUUUGAAACACUUAGGAUGUGGGUGAUAUGGACCAAUCAGAGGCGAGCAAACGUCAGAGUAGUCGUCUGCUGUGUGGAGGCAUUACCAUCAAUCACUGGUCGAGUGCCACCUCUGUUGAAGGGGUAAUGAUGCCUUGGGAUCAGUCGCAAAAAUAUCAUGAGAGAGUGUGUGUGUGUUGAACAUGAUUUGUUGUGAAUUUUAAUCAUUCGUCAGUCUGAUUCUCACUGUGUACCUACUAUGUAGGGAAGGAUGGAUCACCACAAUUUGUACAUAUAUUGGGCCACGUGCGCACUGUGGAAGGAGUAAUUUGAGUGGACUGGGAAAUGUUGGAUGAUGUUUAGCAUGGAAUUUAUCAAUGAGCUAUGUAUUACUCUACAUCGUUGUUUCCGUCCGUAGUGCCCCGGAAAGACAAACGUCAGUGAUAUGCAAAAAUGGCCCUAGGAAUCUCACGAUGGCCAAGGAUAGGGAUCGUGAUUCUGAUAGGAAUAUUACAAGCUUUUCUUGUUUCUGCCGUUGGCGAUAUUUGGUGGAGUCUUGCUGGCAAGUUUGAGUCUUGGAAGAACCCACAGUUAUAUAUCCUAGGAUCACAGCCUUUGUGCCCUAAGUUAAGGGGCCUGUCCCCUGGGCAGGUCAGACUUUGUCAGCUUUAUCAGGAUCACAUGCCCAGUGUCGGGAGAGGGGCCCAGCUGGGCAUUGCUGAAUGCCAGGUUCAAUUUGGACAUAGGCGGUGGAACUGCUCCACAAUUGAAGGGGACAAUUCCGUGUUUGGACCAGUUUUAGAAAGAGCUAGUCGAGAAGCUGCCUUUACACAUGCAAUUUCGGCCGCUGGCGUGGUCCACGCUGUGAGUCGGGCGUGUCGGGAGGGCGAGUUGUCUCGGUGUGGGUGUAGUAAGGCUAUGCGCCCUAAAGAACUCAAACGAGACUGGAUAUGGGGAGGAUGUGGGGAUAAUAUAGAAUAUGGCUACAAUUUCGCAAAAUACUUCGUGGAUGUACGAGAAAAGGAUAAAAACCACAAACGUGGAUCGCGUGAACUUGCCCGGAUGUUAAUGAACCUUCAUAACAACGAAGCAGGCCGAAGGGCUGUUUAUAACUACGCCAAGGUGUCGUGUAAAUGUCAUGGCGUUUCCGGUUCCUGUAGCUUAACCACGUGCUGGCAACAGCUUCCGAGUUUCCGGGAUGUCGGGAACCGCCUAAAGGACAGAUAUGAUGGAAGCUGUGAAGUUCGCUUUAAUAGGAGAGGAACAAAGCUGAAGAGAAAAAUUCAGAGAUACAACAAACCUACAAAAGAAGACAUUAUAUAUUUAGACGAAUCUCCGGACUAUUGUAACGCUAAUCGAACAACCGGAAGUUUAGGGACAGUGGGUCGUGAGUGUAAUAGAAAUUCUGUAGGGAUGGACGGAUGUGACCUCAUGUGUUGUGGGCGGGGCUACAAUACAUUCAAACGGAGACUUGUUGAGAGAUGUCACUGUAAAUUCUAUUGGUGUUGCUAUGUAAAAUGCAAAUCAUGUGAACGAGAGAUCGAUGUACACACUUGUAAGUAAAUAAAUAAAAAAAACGUGAUAAGUUAAACUUUACCUCCUAUCGACGUUCUGUAUAGUGCUCGCAUAUCAAGGAUUUCGGAAUUUUGAAUAUGUGUAUGAUUCAUAUCAAAGCACGCUUCGAACUUAUAGAAGCUGAUUUUGGUGACGUGGGAUAAAAAUGGAACUAUGUAUAGCUCCGUAUUGAAACUACAAACAGGAAACGGAACUCUAUCUAUAUGCUUGUUGCUAUAGCGAUCAAAAUGGAGCUUUUAAUUGUUAUUUGGUUACCAAAUAUAUAACAAAUACUAUUGUUAUUUUUUGUGGUUACUGAAAACAUCUGAAAAGUCUUUAUUGUCAUUGGGAACGGAAGUGAUUUGAAAUGAAAAUGACUGGAACGGAAGCUGAAUGCAGUAACCGGAAACGGAAGUGGUUCAAUACCACGUGACUGAAGACAUCUAUAGAUCGCACUAUCAUGUGUGGGUUUCAGUGUGUGCUUUAAAAGACACGUUCGUGAAAACAAGUGCUGCAUCACGUGACAUUGGUGCAGAUCUCUCAGGGGCUGCCGUACUCUGCAAUAUCGCGCAUGCGCAGUUAUAUCCACAUAUUCAUGUUUGUAGAACUAUAUAGAUAUAUGUAUAAGAUAUUUGCUGUGGAUUUUGAUUCCGGAAACGCAAGAAUAUUACACAGAUCAUCCGUGGUGUUUCCUUCUGGGAAUUGCGCAUGCGCACGCACUCUCCACGGAAGACCUUAUACAGGAUGUAUGUCUCAAGCAUCAUAUCACGAUGCGCAUGCGUAUGACGUGUAUAUAAAAACUGACAAUAUUUUAAUUCCCGUGUUACACAGAAUUUUUCGUAUCACAUGUAAAUAUUGUUGAUGUGUAUAUGCACUUUGAAUAUAUAUUUAUUACGCAAUUUUCAUUCAAGUUGAUAUGCCAACACUAACCGAGAAAGUUAAUUAUCUAUAUAUUUGUUCAUUUCUUAAAAAAAAGUCAUUUCACUACGAACAUUAAGUGUAAAUAGAGGCGAUACCAAAUGUGAUACUUUCAGUGGGUGAGCAUUGUUCUAUUUUAGUUUGUCAUUAAAUUGUAAAACAAUCAUCAUGGUACUCAUCUUCAUUGAAAUUCCAAAAAUAGAUUGGGGAUUUCCACAAAAUGCAACGCUAAGUAUAGAUUGACUUCCUGAUUGGCUGUGUCUGGAAAUACUAUUUCGAAUGUUUUUUCUUUAAUUAUAGAUUAAAGAAUCUAAAAUUGUUUUGAAAGCUCACUUAUGGAUUAUCAAUUUUGUUGUUAAUUUCAUAGGGUGAUAAAUUGAGCUGAUUUUAAGACAAAUAAUUUCUUCGAACACUGAAUUCGACCAGGCCAAGAUGAAAUUUUUCAUCUAAAAAAACAGUUUCCUAUUACAUUUAGCAUGUUCUGGAAAUAGCCUGUUGUUGAAUGUUCCAUGUCCUAGAAAUGGCUGGAAAUAAGUGAUUAAAUUGAUAGAUAAUUUUAAUAUACAGAUCCUGUAACGUGUCAAUAAAGUAUAAUUUUCAAUCUU
Molecule: messenger RNA, 3385 nt
Organism: Pecten maximus
Lineage: Eukaryota; Metazoa; Mollusca; Bivalvia; Pectinida; Pectinidae
Product: protein Wnt-5b-like
Exons: 4
Coding region: 762-1871 (369 amino acids)
Biological process (GO): cell fate commitment; canonical Wnt signaling pathway; neuron differentiation
Cellular component (GO): extracellular region
Molecular function (GO): cytokine activity; frizzled binding
Source: RefSeq, a predicted model, not a curated record